AGUACAUGAAACUUGAAAGAGCGCACGCGCAAGCCGAAUUCACCAUUCACGUUGACGUCCAUUAUUGAUUAUAUUUAUUUGCCUUUAUUGCAUACCCAAAUUUUGAUUUAGUGUUUCUGCAAGAUUUCAAAGAUGCCCAACAUCAAAUUGCAAUCCUCCGAUGGCGAGACGUUCGAAAUCGACGUCGAGAUAGCGAAAUGCUCCGUUACAAUUAAAACCAUGUUGGAAGAUUUAGGAAUGGACGAUGACGAAGAAGAAAUCGUUCCGCUACCUAACGUCAACUCGGCGAUUCUAAAGAAAGUCAUCCAAUGGGCCACGUACCACAAAGACGACCCUCCGCCACCGGAAGACGAUGAGAAUAAAGAAAAACGCACCGACGAUAUCUCUUCGUGGGACGCCGACUUUCUGAAAGUCGACCAGGGUACUCUCUUCGAAUUGAUCCUAGCCGCCAAUUACCUCGACAUCAAGGGACUGUUAGAUGUAACGUGUAAGACUGUCGCCAAUAUGAUUAAGGGGAAGACGCCAGAGGAGAUUCGCAAAACGUUCAAUAUCAAAAAUGACUUUACCGCCUCCGAAGAGGAGCAGGUGCGUAAAGAAAAUGAAUGGUGCGAGGAGAAAUAAAUUGAUUAUUAUUAUCUCAUUAAAUUGUAUUUGUAUCCUAAAUUUGAGAAUUGUACUCGAUAGCUGAAUACUACUUGUUGAAUUAGAAUUUUCCCAUUUUCUUAAUAUUU
Molecule: messenger RNA, 731 nt
Organism: Photinus pyralis (common eastern firefly)
Lineage: Eukaryota; Metazoa; Arthropoda; Insecta; Coleoptera; Lampyridae
Product: S-phase kinase-associated protein 1
Exons: 2
Coding region: 133-621 (162 amino acids)
Biological process (GO): SCF-dependent proteasomal ubiquitin-dependent protein catabolic process
Cellular component (GO): nucleus; cytoplasm
Molecular function (GO): cullin family protein binding
Source: RefSeq, a predicted model, not a curated record